AUGUCUGGCUGUGUAGUUUGCAACAACCCGCUUGAGGUGGAAGUCGAGCGCGACGAGGAGGAAGAAUACGAAGGCGGCGCAUCGUCAUCAGGCAAAGCGCCUGCAGCAGCACCAGAAACAUAUCCAGAUGACGUGCAGUUGGUUUGCGGGUGCCAUUUCCACUGGGACUGCCUACUCUCCGCCUACGAAAUAACUUCAUGUCCCAACUGCUCCAAAGAAAUAUCCACCACCGAAGGCGACACGCAAAAGGUGCUCUGCAGGCUCAACAAUGAAGGCGGACUCCAGGAGAACCUCGACAUCCUGCCCCUCCUGAUCGAGGAAUCCUACCUAAAAGCCUACCCGGAAGAUCGCAAGGCGCGCGCAUUUCUCGAGUUCUGUCGCGCGGGCGACUACAAAGCCAUUAUCGAGCUGCUGCUGGACGACAGCUCGGACGACGACGAAGACGACGAGGGUGAUGUAGAAAUGAGCACUACAGAUGAACCUGGCAAGGAAACGGGUAUCGAUAGAGUGUUGAGGUACCAGGACCCCAUUGGCGAUAUGCAGUCAGGUCUCCACGCGGCAGUCCAUGCGCAAAGCAGAGAAGUGGCUUGGUUGUUGCUGCUGCUGGCUAGCAACUAUCCUCUCCUGGAAUUUCCGCCCGAGGUGUUCCAGGAAGCCGAGGCGAUGGGCAUCAUGCGAGGCUUGACGGAGGACAAGGUCGACAUCAGGAGCCUCAAAGAUGUACAUGGCCGGACUGCCGAAGACAUUGCGAAGGAGGUCGAUGGAGUGUGGCAUGGAUGGGUUGGAAACAACAGGCUGGCCAUAUGAUUCAUGGCGCAUAAAGUCAUGCCAGACCAACCACCGCGAUCCCCACGGCCAUGCUAAAGAAUGGACUGAAUGAGUUGAAUGAGUAUACUAGGAUUUGGAGGCGAGAGAUUAUGUAUCUAUAUACGGCUGUGGAUUGCAUGCAUGACAUGCAGGUACUCAUGAGCGAGGCAAAUGCCGAUUUCGGUGUCUACCGUUCGGCCAUGUUCCAUGUCUUUGAACCAGCAUCACCUGCUAGACGCGCAUCAUAAGAAGCCACCACCACAUGCGAAUACAUGUACUUGUAGUCAC
Messenger RNA from Exserohilum turcica Et28A, 1095 nucleotides. RefSeq lists its product as uncharacterized. The record is from RefSeq and is a predicted model, not a curated record. The transcript has 2 exons. The coding region runs from base 1 to 807 and encodes 268 amino acids. Lineage: Eukaryota; Fungi; Ascomycota; Dothideomycetes; Pleosporales; Pleosporaceae.